Vitrella brassicaformis is the source of this 1448-nucleotide messenger RNA. NCBI's taxonomy places the organism in Eukaryota, Vitrellaceae. The record is from the annotation of a GenBank genome assembly.
CGUGCAUUUCGUCCGACUCAGUAAGAAUGGCAGCGCCAUCAGCACUGUGGCGCUCCCCCCUUUUCUGUCUGUGCCUCGUCACUCUAGUCACAGUGGCACAGACUCAGUGGGACAAUGGUACUGCUCCUGUUGGUGCCAGUCCGGAUCACGAAGGUGAGAUGUCUGCAUCAGCAGCUGAAAGGAUCAGCAGCAGCAUGGCAUCACCCGUAUGUCUUCCUCUGUGCAGAAAAGAGUGACUUGACAUGCCCUGGUACAGGAACGUCUGCCUCGUUCCUGUGGCAUGGUCUCACCGUUAUCGAGGCAAGGGCUGCUGACGACUACGCACCAAGUACGUACCUUCACAGGGGUACGGAGAUCGUGCAUCGGCCGACUGAUGAGGAUGAGGGCAACAUUACGGGAAAGGAGCAGCAGCCCACUGCAAUGCCUAAGGAGAUCGUGCAUCGGCCGACUGAUGAGGAUGAGGGCAACAUUACGGGAAAGGAGCAGCAGCCCACUGCAAUGCCUAAGGAGAUCGUGCAUCGGCCGACUGAUAAGGAUGAGGGCAACAUUACGGGAAAAGAGCAACAGGCCACUCCAAUGCCUCGCAUUGAUGACUCUCGUGGGAAGGGAGUAAACUGCGAAACGGACGAAGAGGGCAUGAACAUAACGGGUGAGGAGUAGAAGUAUCAAACCACAACAACCUUCGCUCCUGGGGCGACAGAUUGGCCGAAAGGCCUGCUUGCAAUGCGCACUCACGUCGUGUCUUGUGUGUGUGUGUGUGAUGUGGGCGCUUCAGAUUUCUCUGCAACUGACAGUGAAUUCAUCAAUGCCCGCGACAGAAAUGAAAAUCUGAUCGGUAAGCCGUGUAAUCGAUCGGUGUCUUCACCCACCUGUGUGCCUGCCUGCCUGUCUUCCUGCAGUCAAUGGCGGGCCUUUUGAUGGCAGGCGAAACGGCCCGCCAAUGAUUGAGAAGGCAGUGGAAUCCAGCUCUCGAGAGCAAGAAGGGCCGUCACUGGAGAAGCUGGCUGAGAGUCUGAAGGGAUUGUUGCAUCCUUGAUCAAGUGAACGGAGGCUGCAUACGCGCGUCAUGUCCCUGGGCUGAGUGGCAAUUUGGCGGUCUUUUCUCUUCCCGUCGUCUGUGUGUGUGUGUGUGUGUGUCGCUGUGUGUGUGUCGCUGUGUGUGAGUGCGGGUGUCGGUGUGUGCGUGUGUGUCGGCUGCAUGCUUUUGUGUGUGAAUGUCUUUCUACAUUGCGUGUACACCGAGCGGCCCGCAAAAUGUGCGCCGGUACGCUCUCUUUUUUCUGUUGUGUGGUGAUUGAUGCCUCUCUAGUUGACGUCCACCGACGUUGACAAGUGUUAAUGUCUCUGUGCGCGGGACAGCGGAUAAGGCCGCUUGGCCUGCCGAACUCGUGUAUGCGGUUUGUCCCUCGCUGACUCAUGAUCAGUUAACCCCUUCCCGUGUGUGUGGG